AUAGUUAUUCAAAGUUACAAACCUACUUUUACCCAUAAUACAGCAGUUAGAGUAUACUGUAGUCAACAAUUAAUCAAUAUUAGCAUUAUUAUUAUUCUUGUCCCUCAAGACAAACUGGACAUCGCCACGGAGGUGAUCAGAGACAAUCUGGGGAGGAACUGGCGCAAACUAGGCCGCAAACUACGACUGGGGGAGACCAAGCUGGACUCCAUCGCCACACGGCAGCCCACCGAUCUGGAGGAGACCGCCAUGGAGCUGCUGAAGGAGUGGAGGAAGAUUAGAGGACCUGAGGUCCAAACAAAGGAGCUGAUAGCAGCUCUAAGGGACUGUCAGCUCAACCUAACUGCUGAUAAAAUCCAGGAGAAACUUGAACAGAAGGGAUUAUCCAGCUCAUAUUAGACCAGUAUCAUCUUAGAAGCACGGAGGAAACCUGGGACUUUAUGAAAUAGAUUAUAUUUGUAGAAAUUAACAAAAUGAUUUUUGUAAACAUCUUCUUCCUUACAGUUGUCAAAUAUUUACAAUAUACCAGUGUUGCAGCUUCAUUUACUGGAACACCAGUGGGUGCUGUUAGGUAGCUGGUUUAUAUAAAAACAUUGUUACCGUUUUUACAUAAACAUAAAUUAAUUUCUUGAUUUCCAAUAAAGAUAGGAAACAAAAACGCAAA
Messenger RNA from Poecilia reticulata (guppy), 664 nucleotides. NCBI's taxonomy places the organism in Eukaryota, Metazoa, Chordata, Actinopteri, Cyprinodontiformes, Poeciliidae. The record is from RefSeq and is a predicted model, not a curated record.